UUGUUUUGAGAUGUCGUAUCAUUUCACCAAGGGAUCUGUAGAUGAUCAGAUCAUCAAUGACUUGAAGUCACUGGACAGAUUUGAGGAAUCAGCUUUUAACGAGCUGCUUGAUAUAGUAUUUUCAUUUCUUACGUCCCCAAAAGAUGGGAAUCGAUUUAUGACCCAAGUGUCAGAAUUUGCUGCUACCCAUGGAGUAAGCGUUGGAGCUCUGAAGAAUGUUAUGAAAAGUCUACUGAGCUUUUUUAAAAGUGCUUUAAAGCGAAACCUAACACCUGUACAAAUUAAGGAAGAUUUUGAACGCAUAGGUUUAUCUUCUGAGAAAACACCAUUGGUUGAAMCAAAGUGGAAAGCAAACCUGAUCGCCCUUUCAAGGUCUGUUGUUGGUCAGACAUUCAUGGUCAAUCAACUAGUGGACAUGGAAUGGAAGUUUGGUGUAACAUCAAGCAGCAGCGAUCUAAAGGUUGUAGGACAGACAUUUUUGCAGCUGAAACUUGUGAUUGACCGUGGAAGCCAUCAUGAGGAUGUGUUCAUGGAAAUGACUCUACCUCAGUUUUAUUCGUUCUUGCARGAGAUGGAAAGAGCAAAGUCUACACUUGAAUAUUUUAGUUAACUUGUGAAAUUAUAAAACAUUGAAAGUAUAUUAAACCUAUGGUAUAGUGUGAACUUGGACAAACAAAAAAAAAAACAUGCAAAAAGUAUCAUUCAGAAUCAUUUCAAAUAUUUAGUGUAGUUUGUACACAUUCUAUAUUCUGAUACUAGUGAAGGAUGAUAACAGCAGUGAGAACUCCCUUAAGUCUGUGAUCUGAACAUAGAGAUUCUGGUGGGAAUAGAGUAUGCUCAAGCUUUUUUCCAAAAAUUUGACUUCAAAACAAGCUUCAGCAGACUUAAUUCCCAGUGAUGCUUUUGCUGGGACCAAGAAAUAAGGACAAAAAAUAAAACWUAUCCAUGGGUUCAUAAGAAUUAAGUUCUGUAGCGUUUUAUAUCAUAAAACUACAAUUACCAUAUUCAUAGAAUGUUUAUUCUACUAUAAAUCAUUUUAGUUUCAUUAUAAAUCAUUUUCAUCAGUGCUUUGAUAAUUAAUGUGCAGUAAUUUCUGGCAUAAAAACAUACGUAUUAAUUAAUAGAAACAUCCUACUGUAGAUAAAAAUAGAGCUAAUAUUUUGUUUUGCCAGGGGAAUUAUUGUAACAGCAAUAAAGUUUUUUGUAAAAUAA
Exaiptasia diaphana is the source of this 1212-nucleotide messenger RNA. RefSeq names its product COMM domain-containing protein 7. The transcript has 3 exons. The record is from RefSeq and is a predicted model, not a curated record. Gene Ontology annotation, molecular function: NF-kappaB binding. Lineage: Eukaryota; Metazoa; Cnidaria; Anthozoa; Actiniaria; Aiptasiidae. Gene Ontology annotation, biological process: tumor necrosis factor-mediated signaling pathway; negative regulation of DNA-templated transcription. The coding region runs from base 11 to 610 and encodes 199 amino acids.